This is a messenger RNA of Kwoniella mangroviensis CBS 8507, 1182 nucleotides long. RefSeq lists its product as uncharacterized. The record is from RefSeq and is a predicted model, not a curated record. The transcript is spliced from 8 exons. Gene Ontology annotation, biological process: transmembrane transport; carbohydrate transport. Gene Ontology annotation, molecular function: carbohydrate:proton symporter activity. Bases 1 to 1182 code for a protein of 393 amino acids. Gene Ontology annotation, cellular component: membrane. Lineage: Eukaryota; Fungi; Basidiomycota; Tremellomycetes; Tremellales; Cryptococcaceae.
AUGGAAACCCCUCAAAUCAGUGACAACACACUCGCGUUGGCUGCAGCAGAAGAGAAAGCAAUCAGCCCAUUGCAAGCAAUCAGAGAUUAUCAUCGCGCUUUCAUGUGGUGCUUAUGGCAAAGUGCUUUCAAUUCGGUCGGGUCGGUCGGUGGUAUAUUUGGUGGUAUAGCCGUUGGCUGGAUCGCGGAUAGAAUCGGACGUCGAGGUUCCAUUGCGAUCGCUUCUUUCAUCUCCAUAGGCGCUGUCUUCAUCCAAUUCUUCUCUCCUUCUCACAACAAUGCCAUGCUCCUCAUUGUCGGUCAAUUCAUCGCCAAUUGCGUCAUCCAGGGACUGGGUUCUAGAGAGGAUAGGAAUGCCUAUCGUAUUCCAUUUGCUUUACAAUGGAUCUUCCCUGUCAUCCUCUUGAUCGGGUUGCCUUUCGCUCCCGAAUCACCCUGGUAUCUAGCGCGAAAGGAGCGUGAUGAAAAGGCAAGAAUGGUUCUGCAAGUACUAGGUACGAAAGAUCUGGAUUUGCAUCUCCGUCAGAUUCAAGAAACCAUCGCUUUAGAAGAUCAUUAUGCCGCUCAGACCACCUACGUGCAAUGUCUCAGAGGCAGUGACCGUCGACGAACUAUCAUCGCUCUGAUGGUCUUCAUCCUGCAACAAAUCUCAGGUGUCAUCUUCGUAUUAGGUUACAGCACGUAUUUCUUCCAACUUGCCGGUUUCGCGACGUCAGAUUCCUUCAAAUUGGGUGUAGGAGUCACCGCCAUUGGUGUAUUCGGUAAUCUAUCUGCUCUGUAUUCCGUGAACAAGCUUGGACGAAGAACAUUAUUCCUAGGAGGGAUGAUAGGUUGUACCAUUAUCAAUUUCGGCAUAGGCUUUUCCUCCAUUUCAGAUACCAAAGCGGCUAGAUGGGCUGAGGCAGUCUUUACCCUCAUAUUCGGACUUGUCUAUCAAGGAAGUAUCGGUCCUUUGGGAUAUGUGAUUUUCUCAGAAGUCAGUUCCGCCAAGUUACGAUCCAAAACGGUCGGAAUAGGAAUUUGCGUCAAUUCGUUGUGUGGGAUGUUGGCGAAUAUCAUCAUACCCAUCUGGACAUGGCUCUAUAUCCCAGAAACGAAGAAUAGGACUGUCGAUGAACUUGAUUCGCUAUUCGAGGCAAAAAUCUCAUCAAGGAAUUUUGCCAAAGCCGAAGUCGAUCGAUAA